Molecule: messenger RNA, 754 nt
Organism: Python bivittatus (Burmese python)
Lineage: Eukaryota; Metazoa; Chordata; Lepidosauria; Squamata; Pythonidae
Source: RefSeq, a predicted model, not a curated record
AGGAGCAUUAGAAGGGCUUGGCAAAAAAGGGGUCGCGAAAAAGAUGGCGAUGGAGGUAGCAGCCGCCGCCGCAGCCACAAGGUUGAUCUGAGGGGAGAAGGAGAAGACGCGCGCUCGCUCCGCUAAAAGGCUGCUUCUGAUGGUCAAGGCUACCAGCGUGCGCGGAAGGGUGGGGAGAUCCGCGAGCUGCUGUCCCGGCGGUGGCCAGAAGGGGACAGACAGACGGAAGGGCUGCGAAGGUGGCUUAGGCUGGGGCGGCGUAGCAACAGUAGCGGCUCCCGGAGCAGCGGAGCAGUCUUGAUCAGGUAGAGAGCGAGCUCCGGUGGUCUCGGCGUCUCGGCGAAAGGGCUGAGGGAAGUGCCUCCAUGUCGGACAACCAAAGCUGGCAUUCCUCCGGCUCCGAAGAGGAUCCCGAGACCGAGUCGGGGGCGCCUGUUGAGCUCUGUGGAGUCCUCAGUAAGUGGACCAACUACAUCCAUGGGUGGCAGGACCGCUGGGUGGUAUUGAAAAACAACACUCUAAGUUACUACAAAUCUGAAGAUGAAACAGAAUAUGGCUGCAGGGGCUCAAUCUGUCUGAGUAAAGCUGUCAUUACACCUCAUGAAUUUGAUGAAUGCAGAUUUGAUAUUAGUGUAAAUGAUAGUGUUUGGUAUCUGCGGGCUCAGGAUCCAGAUCAUAGGCAGCAAUGGAUAGAUGCAAUUGAACAGCACAAGGUAUGGAUUGUUUUUCUUUCCAAUUAAUAGUUUAUGGUAAU